ACUAAAGACUACAAACAUGGCCGCCGGCGGCAUCGCGGCUCACAGACGCGGGGGCCUGAGCCGAGCGGGCAGAGCAGUCUCUCAGGGAAGCCAAGGUUGUUGGAGUCGGUGGUGGACAAGAGGGAGAUCGGGAUUGCUGGUGGUGGUUGCAGGGCUCCGUGGAGCACCAGUGGUCAGUCGCCGUGCGCGCGUGUAUGUGUGUGUGCGCGCCACUUCCCUCUCAUGCCCGCCCCCCCCCCCCCGGCCCGUGUGUGUGUGCUCCCCCCCCCCGGCCCGCUCUCCGCCCUCUGACCCCGCUGAGGCCCAUGCGCCGGACACGGCCCGCUGCCCAUCGGCCCGAUGACUGCCUGGAUCGUCCUGCCCGUCAGCCUCUCCGCCUUCUCCAUCACGGGGAUAUGGAUCGUUUACGCCAUGGCAGUGAUGAACCAUCACGUCUGUCCUGUGGAGAACUGGUAUUACAACGUCACCUGCACAGAGGAGAUGCCUCGACCUGGCUUCCCCAAGACCUGCUGCACCAUCCAGGACAUCCCGCUCAUCAGUAAGUGUGGGUCCUUCCCCCCAGAGAGCUGCCUGUUCAGUCUCAUCGGGAACGUCGGGGCGUUCAUGGUGAUCAUGGUGUGCCUGCUGCGCUACGCCCAGGUGAUCGAGCACAGCCACCACUGCCUGCUGAACACCAGCGCCCUGGUGUCGGGCUGCACCAACGCCGUGGGGCUGGUCAUGGUGGGGAACUUCCAGGUGGACCACGCCAAGUCCCUGCACUACGUGGGCGCGGGGGUGGCGUUCCCGGCGGGGCUGCUGUUCGUGUGCCUGCAGUGCGUGCUGACGUACCGCGUGGCCGUCACGGCGCUCGACUACUGGAUGGCCCACUGCCGCGUGGCGCUGGCCAUCGCCGCCAUGGUGUCCCUCGUCCUCAGCGGCGCGUUCUUCGUCCACGAGAGCUUCGUGCUGCAGCACGCGGCGGCCAUCUGCGAGUGGGUGUUCACCGUGGACAUCCUGGUCUUCUACGGCACCUUCACCUACGAGUUCGGCUCCGUCAGCCACGACACGGUGCUGGCCGGCCUGCAGCACGUCUACCAGCAGCACCACCUGCACCACCACCACCUCCACCACGGCUCUGGCAUCGUGCUGGGGCCCGGGGCCCGGCCCACCGCCCUGGGCACCGGCUCCAAGGGCCUCAAGUCCCCCGGCGGCAGCAGCACCUCCACCCACCUCAACUGCACCCCCGAGAGCAUCGCCAUGCUGUAGCCCCCCCCCACCCCGUAUCACCACCACCACCACCACCACCGAGGCCACCUCACGCCAGCCAAUAGGAUUCAGGGAGCCAAGUGAGCUCUCGACCAAUGGCGUCGGUUCGUUUAGCACGGCGAAGGCUCCGCCCCCGGAUCCUCCGGAGGUAUCGCGAUCGGUUUGAGUUUUUUUUUAAAAUUAUUUUUAUUUUGGUGCAUCGUUUUUAUCUGAUUGGUCGUCAAUGUGGUCACAUGACCCCCGGGUCGACCACUGAGGGGCCAGCUGACGAAGGCUGAAUGUGCGGGGAGGUUCUGGGGAGAGUCGAGCGAAAUGGCGUCUCGAACCGAUGGAUCUUUUUUUUAUUUUGUGCGUUCAUCGUGAUCAGCCAAAACA
Molecule: messenger RNA, 1620 nt
Organism: Gadus morhua (Atlantic cod)
Lineage: Eukaryota; Metazoa; Chordata; Actinopteri; Gadiformes; Gadidae
Product: transmembrane protein 150A
Exons: 8
Coding region: 340-1245 (301 amino acids)
Biological process (GO): protein localization to plasma membrane
Cellular component (GO): plasma membrane
Source: RefSeq, a predicted model, not a curated record